Messenger RNA from Betta splendens (Siamese fighting fish), 2378 nucleotides. RefSeq names its product histidine decarboxylase (gene hdc). Bases 166 to 2175 code for a protein of 669 amino acids. Gene Ontology annotation, molecular function: histidine decarboxylase activity; pyridoxal phosphate binding. The record is from RefSeq and is a predicted model, not a curated record. The transcript is spliced from 13 exons. Gene Ontology annotation, biological process: L-histidine catabolic process; histamine biosynthetic process. Lineage: Eukaryota; Metazoa; Chordata; Actinopteri; Anabantiformes; Osphronemidae.
CUUCACCCCCGUGGAUACAGCAGGCAUCUUCGCGGGUGUGUUCCGUUACUGGAUCACGGGCAAGGCAACCAGUUACGGCAGCACACGAGCUCUGGACAUCUCUGGAAAACUUGAGUACACAGACCACCACUGCCAUUCACAAAUUAGCUCGUCUCAUCUAAAAACAUGCAAGCUGAGGAGUACAACCGCAGAGGUAAGGAGUUGGUGGACUACAUUUCAAAGUACCUAGGCUCUAUCCGGGAGAGAAGGGUGAUUCCUGACGUGAAACCUGGCUACAUGAGGAAGCUUCUCCCUGAUGCUGCACCUGCAGAACCGGAGGACUGGGAGAAAAUCUUCAAUGACAUUGAGAAAGUCAUCAUGCCUGGAGUGGUUCACUGGCAGAGCCCCCAUAUGCAUGCCUACUAUCCUAGCCUGACCUCAUGGCCUUCUAUGCUUGGAGACAUGUUGGCUGACGCCAUCAACUGUGUUGGAUUCACUUGGGCUUCCAGCCCAGCGUGCACAGAGCUGGAAAUGAAUGUAAUGGACUGGCUGUGUAAAGCGCUAGGGCUGCCCUCCUUCUUUCUACAUCACAAUCCAGACAGCAGAGGUGGAGGCAUACUGCAGAGCACAGUCAGCGAGAGUACGCUGGUUUCCCUGCUCGCAGCCAGGAAAGACAAGAUUCUACAGAUGCGAGCAGAGCUAAACCAGGAUGUGGACGAUUCAGUUUUGAAUGCUCGACUGGUGGCUUACUCUUCAGAUCAGGCCCACUCCUCAGUUGAGAAGGCAGGACUGAUCUCUCUGGUGAAGAUCAGGUUUCUGCCCACUGAUGAGCUCUUGUCUCUGAGAGGAGACAUAUUAAAACAAGCCAUACAAGAAGACAGGAGGAGAGGACUGGUCCCUUUCCUGCUGUGUGCAACUUUAGGCACUACAGGAGUCUGUGCCUUUGACAAGCUCUCUGAACUGGGACCAGUGUGUGCAGAGGAGGGACUGUGGCUCCAUGUCGACGCUGCAUACGCCGGCUCAGCCUACUUCUGUCCUGAACUGCGUUGGUCCUUGGACGGCAUUGAAUUCGCACAUUCUUUUGUCUUUAACCCUUCCAAGUGGAUGAUGGUUCACUUUGACUGCACAGCUUUCUGGGUAAAGGACAAAUAUAAACUCCAGCAGACCUUCAGCGUUGAUCCUGUGUAUCUCAGGCAUGAAAAUUCACAGGCAGCCACUGACUUUAUGCAUUGGCAAAUUCCCCUUAGCAGGCGUUUCCGUUCUCUCAAACUCUGGUUUGUGAUGCGUUCCUUUGGACUGAAGAACCUGCAGGCUCACGUCAGACAUGGGAUUGAGAUGGCAAAGAUUUUGGAGUCCCUCAUAAGGAAUAACCCAAACUUUGAGGUUCCUGCUGAGAGGCACCUCGGCUUGGUGGUGUUCUGUCUAAAGGCAGGCAAUGCUUUGACCCAGGAGCUACUGAGGAGGCUAACGUGGUCAGGCAGCAUGUACCUCAUUCCUGCAGAAAUUCACACCAAGCGCAUUAUUCGAUUUACCGUGACAUCACAGUUCACAACAGCAGAAGACAUCCUGAAAGACUGGAGCGUCAUCUCCAAAACAGCUGCUGAUCUUCUGGCUGAGAAACAGGCACUAACUAAAGCAGAUAUACUAAAAUCAGGGGAAGAUGUGGUAAAAGGAGCAGAAGAAAACCAACACCCUGACACCAGGCCUGAUGAGAAAGAGGAUGGUGCCACCAUGCAGGACAAAGUGAACGUGGAGCUGUGGAUUGACAAAGCCUGGAAUCGACCUAGAAGGCCAAUGCGUUCCCUUAGCUGCAACAGCGAACCGCUGCCUUACACUUGCAUCGCAUUGUCCGGCUACGACUUUGAAACGAGACCUAAUAUGAACGAUGUCAUGGGGGUUCUACCCACACAGUCGAUGACUGGAUCUGGUGCUGCAUUCAAAGUUACGGAGGGCCCAUCAAAUCUCCUGGGUAAGCAGGUGCUUAAAAAGCUGACAAAGUUCUACAGCGUUCCCAGCUUCUGCAACCAGUGGGUGCAAUGUGGGCGGCACCAGCUGUGCGGCCCUCUGAAGGUUUCACAGGCCGCUCAAAAACACUUGUCUUCCACCUGCAGGAGAAUGAACUGCAUGUCUUCUUCUGUGGCCAACACGGCACCCUCGCCUCCAGCGGAAGCUGUCACUGCACCUACAGUGCUGUAAUUACACUGGAGCUGUCCAUACACACAUAGUGAAUCAGCUAUUGAUCAUUAAGCAGUUUGCUACUGUACAGGCAGCGUUGGUCAACACCAGGCAAAAGGAUUAUCACUAUUUAACAUAGGACAGUGCAUGGAGAUUGUUUUCUUUUCUCAUUUACAAUUACAGUAUGUUAUAAAAUGUUUUCAUUAAAAAGCAUUUCAAACUAA